GCAUUUGGAGAGUGAAUUAGGCAGUUGCAUCCUCCCUCUAGGGUUUCACCAAUUCGUCUUCGUUGCUGCAUUCCCUCAAACAAAACAAUCAUGGUUCUCCAAAACGACAUCGAUCUGCUGAAUCCUCCCGCUGAGCUCGAGAAGAGAAAGCACAAGCUCAAGCGUCUCGUUCAAUCUCCCAACUCCUUCUUCAUGGACGUCAAGUGCCAGGGAUGCUUCAACAUAACCACUGUGUUCAGUCACUCUCAAACAGUUGUAGUGUGUGGUAACUGUCAGACGGUUCUGUGCCAGCCCACCGGUGGUAAAGCUAGGCUUACGGAGGGUUGCUCUUUCAGGAAAAAGUGAGAGGAUGAGAGAUUUCACACAAAAGUUUGUCUUCUUUUUCACAAAUGUUGAUGUGAGAUAUCAAGAUAUUUUAUUCAGUUUGGUUUUCUCUUCUUAGUUGUUUUUAUUGAACUUGUGUUUUGCUUAUGAGAAGAUUGUUAAGGUAUCAUCAAACUACUAGUUGAGUUCUUCAUCCUCCGAGUUUAAUCAAUCUUGAGUUGUUAAAUUUGAA
Brassica oleracea var. oleracea is the source of this 556-nucleotide messenger RNA. Its product is annotated as 40S ribosomal protein S27-2. Bases 91 to 345 code for a protein of 84 amino acids. Gene Ontology annotation, biological process: translation; ribosomal small subunit assembly. NCBI's taxonomy places the organism in Eukaryota, Viridiplantae, Streptophyta, Magnoliopsida, Brassicales, Brassicaceae. Gene Ontology annotation, molecular function: RNA binding; structural constituent of ribosome. Gene Ontology annotation, cellular component: cytosolic small ribosomal subunit; ribosome. The record is from RefSeq and is a predicted model, not a curated record. The transcript has 4 exons.